Galeopterus variegatus (Sunda flying lemur) is the source of this 742-nucleotide messenger RNA. It is a transcript of the gene PER3, whose product is annotated as period circadian clock 3. The transcript has 3 exons. Gene Ontology annotation, molecular function: transcription cis-regulatory region binding; transcription corepressor binding. Gene Ontology annotation, biological process: entrainment of circadian clock by photoperiod; negative regulation of transcription by RNA polymerase II; circadian regulation of gene expression. The record is from RefSeq and is a predicted model, not a curated record. Gene Ontology annotation, cellular component: cytoplasm; nucleus. NCBI's taxonomy places the organism in Eukaryota, Metazoa, Chordata, Mammalia, Dermoptera, Cynocephalidae. The coding region runs from base 308 to 592 and encodes 94 amino acids.
UGCACGCGGGCCACGCUCAUUGGCAGCGGCCGGCUGGACUCAGGGAGUGCAGAGAUCUCACAGCUUUCGUGGAAAUGCUGGCGGGAAAGGGCGCCCUGGAUGAGGGGCUCAGGGAUCGCCGGUUUGCGGAGACUGGUCACUCUGACGCGACGGCCUGGACCAAAAGGGAAGCCGCUCCUGCCGCUGAUCGCAGUGACAGGAGCAGGCGGCGGACCGAGGGCUGCCUGCGCGCGGGGUGGACCCCCGGGAGGACCUGGAGGGACCGCAGGCUGGUGGCGACCGGGUCGCGGGGGAGGAAGCUGAGGACAUGGGGAGCCCCAGCAAACAGCAAGAUAGAAACAGAGUUUCUGAAGAACUUGUUAUGGUUGUCCAAGAAAUGAAAAAAUACUUCCCAUCAGAGAGACACAGUAAACCGAGCACUCUGGAUGCCCUCAACUAUGCCCUUCGCUGGGUCCACAGCGUGCAAGGUGAACAGCUGGAGAGAAAAUUCGAUCCCACUCGUGUCAGCCAGUACUCGCAGGAGGCAGCCAGCAGUGUAGUCAGUGGGGUUUUAGUCAGAAAUGCUUUGAGCCUUUUAUGGUGCUUUAUGUAAGAUGAGCAAAUCUUUAAUUAAUGUCUUCAUUUUUCAACUUAAGAAGACCAGAAGAACCUUAUUUGUGUAAUAAUUCAGUAACUCAAUAUUUUGCUGGUUUGUUACAAGAGCAUAGAGUUUAGCAUAAACAUAUUUUGAAGGCUGUUUGAA